AUGAGGGGGGAAAUACAAGUUGACUUACGCAUAGGAAAGGAAGACUCAACUUGGGGAAGUGGUUCUGAUCUUGCUUCAGCCCUAAAUUCUGCAACAGGGAAGAGGAUUAGACCUACUGCAGUAAUUCUUUGGGUGAAUUUGGUAGAGAGAAGGCAGAGAAAAAAAAGUGCAGUGGCGAAGAAGCUGGAUAUGAUUAAAGAUAUUGAUGGUAAGAGGAAAACUCUAAAGCUGGCAGUUAAAGUUGUUGAUCAUUGGUAUGUUCAGUCUCGUGAUUCUACUCUUCAGUUGGAGAUGAUUCUGAUGGAUGAAAAUGCGGACAAAAUACAUUGCAUUGUUCGCAGGGAGGAGUUUGACUUAUGGGAUAGCAAGUUGAUUGAGGGAGAAACAUAUAUCAUGCACAAUUUCAAGAUACUGAAAAAUGAAGGACAAUACAGAGUAUGUGAGCAUCCUUACAAGUUAUUGUUUAUUGGUGCUACAUCCGUGAAGUCGCAAGCUAUUGCUAAACUUCCAACGAAGGCUUACACCUUUAAAAGUAUUAAAGAGAUUGUUAGUGGCAAUUUUAUUCCUGACUUGCUUAUAGAUUUGAUUGGUGUGGUUGAGAAUGUGAGAAUCAAGCCUCAGUUCAAAAAUGUAGACUCAAAGAAUGUGGUGUUUACUUUGGUGGAUCUGAGUGGUGCUGCAAUUUGUUGUACAUUGUGGGAUGAUUAUUGCAAGAAGUUUGUACAGAUGUUUAAUGAGCUACCUAAUUCGGAGAAGCUUGUGGUUAUCAUUACUCAAGCUAAAAUCAAACCAGCUGCAGGUGAAUGGCCAGUUUUUGUUUCUAAUACGUGGAAUGAUACAAAGUUGAUCAUGGAAAAUGAUUUUCCUCAAAUAGUUCAUUUUAAGAAACGAAUGAAAGAAAUUGAUCCUGAUGAAGUGAUAUUGAGUCAGUGUGCAAGUCAAUUGACUCAGUCUUCCCAAUAUACUGAUGCUGAACGUUUUGUAUAUAAAUGUUUAGUGAAAAGUUUGUCUGAAAUCCCAUCAAUGAAGAAGAUAAUGAGGGCUGAUAUUAUAUGGUUUGCAACAAUUGCAACAAAAGGACUUAUGAAGCAGUUUCUUUCAAGUGCACUUAUUGUGAUAAGGAUAAUGCACUGCCUGUUUUCAAGUUGGUAUAGGCUCCAAGUCCAGGUCUGUGAUGAUUCAAACAAUUAUGCUAACUUUGUUGUAUGGGACCAAGAAUGUAGCAACAUCAUUGGGUUGUCUGCUGUUGAUUUCCAGAAAAUAAUGAUUGAGGUUGGUGAAGAUGAACCCCUUUGCUUUCCUGAUGCAUUGGAUGUAAUGCUAGGUUGUACCUUUGCAUUUAAAGUUCGAACCCAACCAAGAAAUAAGUGUGCAUCUGUCAUUAAAGUUUCAAAUGUUUCAGAAAUAGUGGCACAUGUUAAAAGUCUUAUCCCUCCACUUCAAAUUGGUGAUAGUAGUGAUAAAUGCAGUAUGAAUUUGGUAUCUGAGAGUUCCAGUGUUAUGAUUUCAGAAUUACGUGGAAAAGCUAUUUGUAAUUUGGCUGCAGACACUGAUACUGAUAUAAUGAGUUUGAGUGCUACUGGUGAUAAUGAUUCGGAUUAUGUUGUAAUUGGAACUCCAGGAAAGAGGUUAUUGCCAUGUAGUGAAAAUUGCAACGAAUCUUCUCAGGACAUGGAUUCUGCUCAACUAUCCAGCACUAAGAUGAAGAAGCUUAUCAAGAAGGAGAAAACUUAA
Molecule: messenger RNA, 1734 nt
Organism: Vigna unguiculata (cowpea)
Lineage: Eukaryota; Viridiplantae; Streptophyta; Magnoliopsida; Fabales; Fabaceae
Source: RefSeq, a predicted model, not a curated record